GAUCACCGAUCAACGGAAAGAGCCGAAGAUGUCGGCUCGGUCAUGUGAUCAGCUGUGUCCAAUCACAGCUGAUCACAUGGGACAUGGGCACUGAUCAUCAGGGCACUGAUGAUCAGUGUGCCCUGAUGAUCAGUGUGGCCCCAGAAGUGCCACCUGUCAGUGUCCAUCAGUGCCAGUUGUCAGUGCUCAUCAAUGCCACCUGCCAAUGCCCAUCAGUGCUUCAUCAAUGCUGCAUAUCAGUGCCUACCAGUGCAUAUCAAUGCCACAUAUCAGUGCCCAUCUAAGCUGCCUUUCAGUGUCACCUAUCAGUGCCAAUCAGUGCCAGUCAGUCCCGCCUAUCAGUG
Molecule: messenger RNA, 344 nt
Organism: Staurois parvus
Lineage: Eukaryota; Metazoa; Chordata; Amphibia; Anura; Ranidae
Source: the annotation of a GenBank genome assembly